Molecule: messenger RNA, 411 nt
Organism: Nipponia nippon (crested ibis)
Lineage: Eukaryota; Metazoa; Chordata; Aves; Pelecaniformes; Threskiornithidae
Source: RefSeq, a predicted model, not a curated record
AUGUUAGAACACGAGUACAGGAUAAGUAUGCAGCUGGCUCUUAUCUGCAUUAUUAGGUUUAUUCGAGAAUACCUUGAUCAAAUCACAAAACCUUUAUUGCUGUUAGUGACAUUGUUCAAAAACCUGAAAGUGUUUAGAGUCAAAGCUGGAGGUAUGAGAGUGUCUAAAAAGCAAGAAAAUGGACCUGUUGAGAAAAAUGCUAAGCCUCCAGGAAAAGAAAAACCAAGUGCUAUUGCCAGUUUUUCAAAAACUCAGAACAUGAGUGUCUUGCUAGCAGAAGUGCUGAGCAAAAUGAGCCACAAAAUUCAUGCAGCAGCAUUACAAGUGGCUCACCAAAAGCCACGGCCUGCCUUGGAGAAGUUCAUACUGCCUAAAAGAAUUUACAUUAUUCAACAGCCACGGAAAUGUUAA